Molecule: messenger RNA, 3918 nt
Organism: Vairimorpha ceranae
Lineage: Eukaryota; Fungi; Microsporidia; Nosematidae
Exons: 1
Coding region: 1-3918 (1305 amino acids)
Source: RefSeq, a predicted model, not a curated record
AUGAUUUUUCCAAAAGAAACAGAAAAAAUUGAAAAAGUAACAGUUUCGCAACAGUUUGAAAAUAACGUCAUUAUCAAAAGGAAAAGAAAGCGUAGAUGGUUUUACUACUUUAUGUGUAUAACUAUUUCUUUUAUUAUUUCCAGGGUUCUUCUUAUUGUAUUUUCUGUGUCCAAUUUUGACUUCAAAAAUUAUGUUCUUUAUCAGGUUUCUUAUAACACUAAGAGGCCACAUUCUAUUUAUCUUGAGGCAGUGCACAACAGUGCUUUUUCACCUUUAAAUAUUCAAAUUCUUGAAGGAGUUGUCAGUUUGUAUUCUAGUACGCAAGAUUCUAAAAAUAGGGAAUUAAUGGCAGAAAUACAUAUUCCGCUUAUUGAUGUUGUAAAAUAUCAAACUUUACAAUUUAAAGGAGAUAUUGUAUGGAAGAAUAUUAGACCAAAAGCUAUUUAUAGUUGUUUAAAGCAUAAAAAAAAUAUUGGUGUACACUUUACUGGUAAUAUUUGGUUUAGAUUUUGUUAUGUUAAGUUUAAAAAGUCACAUUCUCAAGAUGUAACAUUUACGCAUCCUUUUUUUAGCAAGUCAACAGAAGAAAAAAAUGCACCAUUGAAUAUUAAGAAAGUUCAAUUUUAUAAUUUAAAUGAAACUGUUCAGAUUGAUGUAGAACUUGAGCUUUGUAAUAUUAUGAUUCCUAAAUUUCUUAAUGUAAAAUCUGAAGAGUUUACAUUGAAUUUUGAAGGGGAUUUACCAUUUCAGAUAACAUUUUAUGAACAAAGAAUUAAAGAUGGAAGGUUUUCUUUUCCUAUAAAUUUAAAAGUUAAUUUUCUAAAAAAGGAUUUUAACAUUUACAGGGCGGCGGUAUGGAAAUAUUUGCGUCGUGAUAGUCUUCUUUGGUCGUUAAGUGCAAUUGAUAUUCUACAUAAUUAUGACAAACAAUUUAUUGAUUCUUAUCUGAUAAAUAUAGGAGAUAGCUUUUGCGAUAAUACCGUAGCGAAAAGUAAAAGUAAGAAAAAAAUAGUUGAAUCUCCGCGUUUUUUAUUAAGAGAUGUAAGGGGGACAAAAAAUUAUUUAGAAGGGAUGAUUUAUAUUGAAACCUUUCUAUUUCCUUAUGUUAAUAUUAAUACUGCUUUUGAAUAUAAAAAUUGCUACAAGAAUUUUAUUAUCAAGAACGGUUCUACAGUUUUUGCUAAAAUUGGUUUUGAAGCCGUCAAUUCUAGAGAAUUUGUUAAGAUUAAGUUUAGACUGACAUUUCAAAAUUUUUCAGAAUUUGUUGAGUGUUUGUUUGUUGGGAAAGAAGCAAUUGUAUUGUUUGAUGAAACUACAGAUGGAUUUUUUGAAGGUUUAUAUCUAAAAUUAGAUGGAGCAGAAUUAUAUUUGAUUUCGGAAAGAGAUUAUAUUCUUUUGUACAAAAAGGGUUCCGUAAAUAAGCCUUUUCCAUUUAGUAUUAGUUUGGAUCAUCAAGUACAAGCACAGGACAACACUAUUGCUGUAAGUUCUAAGAUUAAUUUUAACAAAAGAAAUGAUUCUGAAUCAGAUCUUUUUUUGUCUUUAAUGGUGCCGGAUUUCAGCUUUGAAUUGCUUGGUGAUAAUGUGAGAUUUGAAGUAUAUGUAUUGUCAGCAGAGUUGGUUUUUUAUGGGAAUGGAAUGAUUGAUGGAAGUUUAUUAACAAGCAUGGAAAUCAAUAUAAACAAAAAUAUCAAAAAUUUCGUAGAAUUACAUGACAUGUUUUCAGAAGUUAUUGUUUUAAGAUUUUCUGAUUAUUGUAAAUGGAUUUUACCAAGAGCUGAUGAAAAUCAGAAGAAACUUGAAUUGUUUUCUUUACAAGAUUUAAGUGUGAGUUUAGAAAAAGUUGUUAGUUUUGAUCCGCCAAGGAUAGGAAUUAGGCUGUGUAAUACGUCAAGAUCGCCGAGCAAUAUGCAAGGCUUGUGUAUUUUUAAUCAUUUUAAACUUUUUAAAGGACCUUUUGUAAGACUUGUUUUUUCAGGGGCAGAAUAUGUUCGAAAUGAUCAUAUUAUAUUAUUAGAAGAUAUGUUUUUUGAUUUGAACUAUCAUAAUGGUGAUUUAAAAUUAUUUAUUGAUGAUUGUUUUUUUGGUGUCAGUCUCUUUUCUACUCAAGAAAUUAGUAUUUUAAUUUCAAAUUUAUUUAGAGCCGGGAUGGAUCAAAAUAUGUUAGGAAAUAUUGUAGGUCUUUUUUUAAACAAAGUUUUGGAUGCAAAAAAUGAUCAAAGUAAUAAUGUUAUUGAUUCUGCAAUGCUUUGUUGUAUUAAAGUCGAUUCAUUAGGGGACAGUGAUGCAUUGUCAACCAAUGUAACGUUAACAGUUGGCCUUAAAAAAGAAAUUUUAAGUUCUCUUAAAAUUGGACAGUUGAAUUUUACGAAUUUUGAUCUAAACUAUAUGAAUGAGUCAAAAAGAGGCAUUGCUUUUGUUUAUAUAGAAAAAGGAUAUAUUGAAAAUUAUGAUUGUAUUAUUGUUAAGCUACACUUAACUGACGGAUUUUUGGAUGAAAGCGACGGUGGUUUCUUAAUUGCUUGUUUUAACAAUAAAUACAAAAAAUGCAAGACUGAAGAUUCAGAAUGUGAGUUAACGAAGACUCAACUUUUGAAAAUUAUUAAUUCAUUUCUUACACCUUUAUUUGCUAAGGACAAAAAAGAAGAUCAUUCGUAUGUUCAACUAACAAAUAUUAUUCUUGAUGCUAGGGAAUCUACGAUUGAUUUAGGUGGUUUUGUUAAGGGUAAAAAUAUAAUUUUUGAAAUCGAAAAUUUCGGGUUAAGGGACUUUAUAAGAUACACUAUCAAUAAUCUUCUAUCUAAAUUAUUUUAUUGUCUUCCUAACAAAUUAUCUCUUAGUGUGAAUUCUGAGCAAAUAGAACUUUUAUCUUUUAAAAAUUUAGAAUUUGUUAAACCUGGGAAUAAGCCGUUUGGACCGCUUAGUGAUAUAUUAUCUUUUACUAUUUGUAAUGUUAAUUCAAAGCGCGAGUAUGAAAUGGUCGAUCCGAGUAUACAAAUAUAUGAAUCCGAGGCAAUUAAAAUCGUGCAAAAAAAAUAUAGUUUAUUGAAAAAAAGGUGGAUUGAAAUUGUUAGUAAAACGAGCUUUCAAGACAUUGUAGACAAAGCAAAAUUAAAAAAGUUUCUAAUUGAACAGAGUAAUUUAAAGGAUUUAGAUGAUUUAUGUUAUCAAAAAUUUGGUGUGGAAGAGAUUAGGAAACUUAAAAAGCAACUUUUUAAGCUUUUAUUUGUUGAAAAGGACACAUAUUCUUUAAUUUUAAAGGUUGAUUUAUAUUGUAGAACAGAUUCUUGUAAUUUUAAUCUGCAAAAAAUUCGUUUUUCUUCGCCGCUUAUAAACGUAUUAAUGAAAAUCAUUAAGCCUGCGUUGCCGAAAGCGAGAGGAAUACCGUUUAUUGGAGAUCCUAUUCCAAUAUCUUUUUUCGGUAUCUCAAAAAAAUUGGGAGUUAAUCUUUGCGUAAUUUCUCCGAGCGAUUUAAGAUGUAAAUUUAAAUGCCGAGAUUUGGUACUUCUCGACGACGCAACGAUACCAAGUUUCUGCACUUAUGACGGAUAUAUUAAUAUAUCAUGGAGUAAUAGUGUAAGUAUCCGCAUAAUACGUGCAUUUUCUUGUUUUUUUUCACAAGAAAGUCCUUUUGAAAUUACCUUAAGUAAUAAAAAACAAAAAAUACUUUACAAGAUUAAUGCUCAUUUUGAAGCAAUUAAAUUUUACGUCGCCGUGUUUAUUAAAGUAGUAGGUAAGGUAUUUGAUUUUACAACAUCUAUCAUUCAAGAUUCAAGUGCUGCAGCUUAUAAUUCGCUAUUGGGUCAAACUGUUAAAAAAUUGGUUGUUAGUUUAUAUUCAGGAUUUUCAAAUGGCUUUAAAUGGUUUUUCGAACUAUUUGGAAUUGCAAAAAGACAUCAAGAGUGCCAACGAGUGUAA